This is a messenger RNA of Volvox carteri f. nagariensis, 999 nucleotides long. RefSeq lists its product as uncharacterized. The record is from RefSeq and is a predicted model, not a curated record. The transcript is spliced from 6 exons. NCBI's taxonomy places the organism in Eukaryota, Viridiplantae, Chlorophyta, Chlorophyceae, Chlamydomonadales, Volvocaceae. The annotation marks the transcript as partial.
UGCCUGUGUGUGCUGGAGGAUGCAUUUACUACAAAACUAUAUAUUUCUCGCAUAUACAGGUAUUGGACAUGGAAAGGCUACAAUAUACGCUACCAAAGGAGCGGCGACCAGGGAGAGCCGGUGCUGCUUGUGCACGGGUUUGGGGGAAACGCAGAUCACUGGCGGAAAAAUACGCCGUCGCUGGGUGCGCGCCACCGCGCCUUUGCCAUCGACCUGCUCGGAUAUGGCUUCAGCGAUAAACCGAACCCCAGGUCCGCCCCCCCCAACUCGCUGUACUGCUUUGACAAUUGGGGUGAGCAGCUGACGGACUUCAUUCAGCAGAAAGUCGGGGAGCCUGCCUUCGUCGUGUGUAACUCUGUGGGAGGUCUCGCGGGUCUUCAGGCCUCCAUCUCCGCCCCUCACCUUGUUCAGGGGGUGCAGUGUUUGGACAUCUCCCUGCGGGGGCUGCACGUGCGGCGGCAGGCCUCCUGGCAGCGGCCCAUGGUGGCGGCAUUCCAGCGCCUGCUCAGAGACACCCCGGCGGGGAGGGCCUUCUUCGCCAACGUGGCCACGGAGCGGACCGUGGGCAACAUCCUUCGUCAGGCGUACGGCCGCAAGGAGGCAGUUACGGAGGAGCUUGUUCAGGCAAUCCUGCGACCAGGGCUGCAGCCCGGUGCCGUGGACGUAUUCCUGGACUUCAUUAGCUACAGCGGGGGCCCACUCCCCGAGGACCUGCUGUCCGCCACCCGGGUCCCCGUCAGCCUGGUGUGGGGGGAGGCGGACCCGUGGGAGGAUGUCAACCUGGGGAGGCGGCUGUUCGCGCAACUGCCCGCUGUCGUGGAGUUCGUAACACUGCCUGGGGUGGGUCACUGUCCCCAGGAUGAGGCCCCCGACCUGGUCAACCCCCUCAUUGAGAGGUUUGUGGCCACAUAUGCCUCCAAGAAACAGGCGGCUGUAGCAGCCGCGUCCGUUAGCACUGGUAGCAACAGCAGCAUCAGUAGCGGUGGCGGCGGAAUGUAG